AUGAAAAUCAAAGCUUUUAAUUUGUGUUUCCUUUGUGCAUUGUUUCUUUUAUCUGUUGUGGCAACAGAGACAUUAAAAGAAGGUAAACAAUAUACAAAAGAGUCAAAGAAAAAUGUUUUGGUAGAUAAGCUUGAUGGUGGGCGAAAACCCAUAGAUAUAGAAUCUUUUGAUCAAAAUAAGCCCGUUGGUGCGGGAAAUUUAACAAGGGAAGAAAGGAUUAUGGCAUUGAAAGCAGAGAUGAAAGCAAAGAUGAAGGAAAGGGAAGCAAAGAAGAAGGAAAGGGAAGCAAAGCUGAAGGAAUUGGAAGCAAAGAAGACGGAAAGAAAAUUACACCAGAACGAAAUAGCUUUGGCAGAGGAGCAGGAAAAGAAGAAGAGAGAGAAAGAAAGGCAAUGGGAAAUACUAAUGUUAAGGAAAAUUAAUAAAUUAAAGGCACGACUAGCAGCGAGAAAGUUAUUGGCAUCACUCGCAAGGGCAAAGGCAAAAGCUAAUGCAAAGCAUCUGGAAAUGGAAGCAAAGCAGAAGGCAAAGGAAAUAGCAAGGGAAGAAAGGGAAAGAAAAAUGGGAAGGGUCAGAGAAAAGCCCAACGAGGAGAAAUAA
Molecule: messenger RNA, 600 nt
Organism: Cicer arietinum (chickpea)
Lineage: Eukaryota; Viridiplantae; Streptophyta; Magnoliopsida; Fabales; Fabaceae
Source: RefSeq, a predicted model, not a curated record